AAGGGGCGGACUUCGAUGCGCGUGCACGCUCGCAGCGGCUUCGCAGAUAAAAGUGCGCGAGCCCGCGGGUCGGCUGCUGUAACUCUGCCUCCUGCAACCAAAGAGACCGGACCGGACCUGACACCGGGGAUCGGAACCAGUGCCGGUGAUGCAUCUUUUUGGCUCAGCCAGCCGCACAGUUUGAAAGCCCCUCCGAUUCAGGUCAAGAUCCGCUGGCACAAUUCAAGGCGAGGAGGAACACCACCAGGCGCGCAGACCAUGGCCUCCCAUUCUGCCUCCAUCUCGCCGGACAGACGCUUCCUAAUCUUCUUUGACUUCGAUGAAACCAUCGUUGACGAAACCAGCGACGACAUGGUGGUGCAGGCCGCCCCGGGUCAGCACCUGCCCGGUUGGCUGAAGGACACCUAUCAGCCCGGCCGCUACAACGAGUACAUGCAGCGCGUACUGGCCUACCUGGCGGAGCAGGGCGUCACCGAGAGCGACUUACGCGGCAUCAUGGAGAAGAUCCCCGCCUCCCCCGGCAUGCUCACCCUCUUCCAGUUCCUGCGCACCCGGCCGGCGAAAGAUUUCGAAGUGGUGCUGCUGUCAGACGCCAACACCUUCUUCAUCGAGUCGUGGCUACGGCGCGCCGGCGUGCGCCAGCUCUUCCACAGGAUCUUCACGAACCCGGCCACGUUCAACAAGAACGGUCGGCUGGUGCUGCGGCCCUUCCACUCCCACGAGUGCCAGCGGUGCCCGGACAACAUGUGCAAGCAGGUGGUCGUCAGGGACUACGUGGCGCGUAGGACGCAGGAGCGCGGCCGCCCCUUUCAGAGGAUCUUCUACGUUGGGGACGGAGCCAACGACUUCUGCCCCGCGCUCUCGCUCGGGCCCCGAGACGUGGCCUUCCCACGGAGAGAUUUCCCCAUGCACCGGCUAAUCACGGAGACCCACGAAGCCAUGCCCGGGGAGUUCAAGGCGGUCACAGUGCCUUGGGUCAGCGGGGAGGAAGUGAUUAUGCGACUGAGGAAACAUGUGGCAGAAUAGAGGGUUAGAUCGGAGAGCAAUACAUUAAUUAAUCAGUACAAUUAAUUGACUUUUAAGUCAAGCUCUCAGGUAAAAUUCCUAAAAAUUAUUAUUCAAAGCAAUAAAAACACCUCUUUUUUUAGGAUAGUUGAGGGUUAAACCAUUUGACACGCAAAGGUCUCGAAGGCAAGAACAGCUUGUGAACUCCUCAGCUAAACCCCAAAGUGAGCCUGAAUAAAAUACGAAUACAAAUUGUAUAACCUGUCUUCAUAAGUAAAGCAAACCUCAGAGGGCUUGGAAACAUUUGCAUAAUAAUGCGGCCCUGUUACUGCUCAUGUAGUAAUUAUAGCCUACUGAGUCACUCAGGAGUUGUUUGUGUUCACAUUUGCAACAAUUAAAUAUUUGAAAAGACAGUUCACUGGUUUCUUUUUGAUGUCAUAAUUGUGCUUUCUUACAAACAAGCACACUUUGAACACGAAUUGGUUUAUAGAUUAUAGCCUCAACCUGACAACACUGCCAUCUGUUGGCGAUGGGCAUUAAAACUGACCCAGCUGUUUUCAUUGUCCUAUUUUUGUUUUGUUUCGUUGUUGUUUUUUUCCUUUAAUUACCAUAUCUGUGAAGAGUUUGUCUAAUUUAGAGAUGCAUUGUAUUACAAAUGAAACGUUAUUUUUAUCUCUUUAACUUGUCUGUCAGCUUGUUGUGUCAUUACUGUGUAGGCCCAGCCUACUGACAAAAAAUGCCACCAGCAGGAAUAAAGCCAUAACCUGAAA
Messenger RNA from Fundulus heteroclitus (mummichog), 1775 nucleotides. RefSeq names its product phosphoethanolamine/phosphocholine phosphatase 1 (gene phospho1). The transcript is spliced from 3 exons. Lineage: Eukaryota; Metazoa; Chordata; Actinopteri; Cyprinodontiformes; Fundulidae. Bases 16 to 1026 code for a protein of 336 amino acids. Gene Ontology annotation, molecular function: phosphatase activity. The record is from RefSeq and is a predicted model, not a curated record.